Sarcophilus harrisii (Tasmanian devil) is the source of this 10114-nucleotide messenger RNA. It is a transcript of the gene DDI2, whose product is annotated as DNA damage inducible 1 homolog 2. Gene Ontology annotation, molecular function: aspartic-type endopeptidase activity; protein binding. Gene Ontology annotation, biological process: proteolysis. The transcript has 9 exons. The record is from RefSeq and is a predicted model, not a curated record. NCBI's taxonomy places the organism in Eukaryota, Metazoa, Chordata, Mammalia, Dasyuromorphia, Dasyuridae. The coding region runs from base 222 to 3299 and encodes 1025 amino acids.
GGCGGAGGCGGAGGCGGCGGCUGGGCGUGCGGGUGCAGGUCGGUGCGGUGCGUUGCGUUGCGGCCGGCACGUUUGGCGACCGCGGCUGGGAGACAGACGCGUGGACGUGUGGCGGCGGCGCUGCUGGAACCUGUCAGCGGCUCGGCUCGGGCUGCGCGGGGCGAGGAGCGGGCUGCGUGCGUGCGGGCUGCGGGCUGCGGGCGGGCGGCGCCCCGCGGGCCAUGCUGCUCACGGUGUACUGUGUGCGGAGGGACCUCUCCGAGGUCACCUUCUCCCUUCAGGUUGACGCCGACUUUGAGCUGCACAACUUCCGCGCGCUCUGCGAGCUCGAGUCCGGCAUCCCCGCGGCGGAGAGCCAGAUCGUCUAUGCGGAGAGGCCUCUCACUGACAACCACAGAUCGCUGGCUUCAUAUGGCUUGAAAGAUGGGGACGUAGUAAUUUUGAGACAGAAGGAGAAUGCAGAACUUCUUCGUCCUUCCAUUCAGUUCCCAAGCCUGCCCCGGAUAGACUUCAGCAGCAUAGCUGUGCCUGGCACCUCAGGCUCCCGAUUGCACCAUCAGCCAGCCCAGCAACCCCGCAUAUCCCCAGCAGACACCGCUUCAUCCCCACAGGGCUUGGACAAUCCAGCAUUACUCCGAGACAUGUUGCUUGCCAAUCCUCACGAGCUUUCUCUGCUCAAGGAGCGAAACCCACCUCUGGCAGAAGCCCUGCUCAGUGGAGACCUUGAGAAAUUUACUAGGGUCCUGGUAGAACAACAACAAGACCGAGCCCGGAGGGAGCAAGAGAGGAUCCGUCUCUUUGCUGCUGACCCUUUUGAUCUGGAAGCUCAGGCCAAGAUAGAAGAAGAUAUAAGGCAACAGAACAUUGAGGAAAACAUGACAAUAGCUAUGGAAGAAGCUCCCGAGAGCUUUGGCCAAGUAGUGAUGCUUUAUAUUAACUGCAAAGUGAAUGGACAUCCUGUGAAAGCCUUUGUGGAUUCAGGAGCCCAGAUGACCAUCAUGAGCCAAGCUUGCGCAGAAAGGUGUAAUAUAAUGAGACUUGUAGAUCGCCGGUGGGCUGGGAUUGCCAAAGGUGUUGGCACGCAGAAGAUUAUUGGCAGAGUACAUCUUGCUCAAGUUCAGAUUGAAGGGGAUUUCCUGCCAUGUUCCUUUUCUAUACUUGAGGAACAGCCCAUGGACAUGCUUCUGGGACUGGACAUGCUCAAGCGACAUCAGUGUUCUAUUGACCUCAAGAAAAAUGUACUAGUGAUUGGCACCACAGGCACACAAACCACCUUCCUUCCAGAGGGAGAGCUCCCCGAAUGUGCAAGGUUAGCAUAUGGUUCAGGGCGAGAUGACAUUCGGCCGGAGGAGAUCGCAGACCAGGAACUAGCAGAAGCGCUUCAAAAGUCCGUCGAGGAUGCAGAGAAAAGUGAUAAAGAAACUACCUCACUGGGAACAUCAUUACCAACCUGCGGUGGAUCUGACAAUGCAGCCCAUUCCUUAGGACUCAGCUCUAAGAUCAGUCACCCCGUAAGUCUUGAUCGCUCUGUCUCUGCUCCUGCUUCCAUCUGCUCCUACAAGCCCAGCUCACGAGAGAUCGUGGAUCUGAAAGCUGACUCCCCGGUAACCUCAGAUGAGAAAAAAUGUCCUCCUUUCCUGGACCCUCCUCCCCAAGCCUCAUCCAACUGCACCAUGGACGACCAGCCCCCAGGCUUUCCGAGGUCAGCUCCUACUCUUUGGAAUUCAUCAAAAGAAAUAAUCAUGGCAGAUGAUCUGAAAUCUCCUGCUACAGAAAGCACCUGUAGCAUCAAAGGGCGUCCUGAUACACAACAGAAAGAGGAUUUGUCUGCUUUAGCCACCCGGGUGCCCUGUACACAAACAUCUCUAGAUAAGAAUGAUUUGUGUUUACCUUACCAGGAUCCCAGUCAGGGAACUGGCCCCCAACAACCCCCACAGCCAGUGGGUGAACAGUCUAAGGCCAAACUACAGCGUGAGCUAAGCACCCCACAACUACCCUGGAGCUCCGAGCUUGGCUCUGAAUUACAGCCCAGCCUUCCUCCCACCCAGCAAAGAUCUGGAGAUUCGCAAACUGAGAAUCGUGGAGCUGAGCGAGCGAUACUGGGCCAUCCACAAGCAGAAGACUCUGCUCCCUCCUCAGCACCAUUUGGCAGCUCAUUUACCGAAACAAUCAUGGAAAUAGAUGUGGCGGAGCAGUCCGUGGUAGCUGUCCACAGCUUGGCAAGCGGUCACAGCGCCGGCACUGAGGAUGCUGAGGGUUCUGAUCUCACUUUUGAUAAUCUUUGGGUGGAAGCUGAGGCUUUAAAGCCUAACUCCUCUUCUGUAAUCAUGAGUACUCCUGUGCCAUCUAGUGAUUUGCAGCCUCCAGAGAGUAAUGUUGAAAUGUCAGAAACAGAGAGUCAGUUGUCAUGUUUAUUAAGGGAAAAUUGCUCUUCAUUAAGUCUAUCUGGUGAUGGGCUGGUCUCCACGGACCCUGCGGCACCUACAGAGGAAUCUGCUUUAUCUGUAACAGCCGCUUUGAAGGAACUUCACCAACUUUUAGUCAUUAGUUGUCAAGAAUCUCCAGGGAAUCUUACAUCUGAAGAAGUAAUCCAUCCCAAACAAACAGCAGCUGAAGACCGAACUGAGAGUCAGGAGAAAUCUGAACAGCCACCCCAGAGUCUGCAUCCCCCCGUGGUCCUGCAGGAGCCAGAGCCUCGAGAUCCCUCCUGCCAGGUGAGAUUGGGACCCGAGAAGGCCGAGAGAUCGACGCGGGUGUCUUCAUGUGCAGGAGGGCACAGUGGGAUUGGUGGAAAUGUGGAUGAAAGCGUGGCAGCUGCCCCCGGGGACGUCCAGAAAUCACAGGAGUCAAAGAGGGGAAGCUUUUCUUUCACAGGAAUGUCUGUGGAAACCGUGGGUCAGUUAAACUCUGUAGGGACAGAAAUUUCACCCAGGCACCUAGCAGGUGAGGAGAGAACCAUCCCUGAGACUUCUCAGCAAACUGAGGCCUUGCCGUCCGAUUUCCUUCCAGUCCUCUCUCAGGAUCCUCAGAACCCAUUGACAGGAAUGCCUGAUACCAGGGAAAGUGCUGUCUGUCUCGAAGCCACAAGGCCUCUUCACAGACUUGAACAGCUGGUCAGUUCUCCGGCAUCAUCCCCCUCGCCUCUCCUGAGUCACCUUUUCCCUACUGCAGAUGUGGACCGGAUUCUUCAGGCGGGAUUUUCUCUGCGAGAAGCUCUUGGGGCUUUGCAACGUGUUGGUGGAGACGUAGAUCUCGCUCUUCUCAUUUUGCUGGCAAAGAAUAUCAUCGUUCCUACAUAACCAUGGAACAGGUGGACUUGACUAGUCCCUAUUCCUUUGAAAAAGAUUGAGAUAUAGAUGUAUAUGUAUACGAUGUACGUAGAAACCUGCAAGCAGAAUGUUGAGCCAGAUUUUUUUUUAAGAUUUUUAUUUUUGGCCAAAGUAAUUUAUGAUCUCUUGUCUAAUGAAGUUGUCUAUCACACUUGUUUAAGAUUUGGGCCUUUUUAAUGUAUUGGCAGUGUGUGCACACGAGCUUUUUAUUCUCAUUAAUGAUGCAUUCUGGAAUAAAACUGAUGGAUUUAUAUAAAGUGUACCAUUUUAGAGGGAAGUUGACUAUUUUGAAAAGCAGAAGCUAUUAGAAAUCCCACCUCCUGUCAGGUUAAAAGCAUCCUGGCUCACUAUCCUGGUGGUUGCCCAUUCCAUAUUUCGAUGAAGGCAAAGUUGAGAGGGUUGUGAAGAAGCAGAAUGUCAAGGUAGAAACUAUAGGGAAAAUUAGAUUUGAUCCAGCACUCUUGGCAUUGUCAUCCAUUGAUACUCUAGGAAAAUGAAGAAAGGGGCCUAGGAUAGCUGUGCUAGAGUCACUGUAAUCCUGGGUGUGGGUCCUGGCAUAUUUAUGGGCAUGAGAGAGUGGGUUCAAAAUAGUCAUUCAUGCAUGAUGAGCUACUGCACAAAUUGCAAAAAAUAACACUUGAUGGAGUGGAGUUUAAUUUUAAAGUGGAACUUGGUGCUACCCAAAUUCUUUUUUUUAAUCAAGGAAAAAACCAAGAGCCCUAAAAUUCUGUCUACAGUGAAUAUGCUGAUCUGUAAACUGUGAGGAGGUGCAGUAGCCGAGACCCCGGGGGUCCCUAAAGGAUGGAUUUGGUAGAAGUUCAAGCGAACCCUAAUUCUAAAGGACUUGCCCUCUGAGCUCAUGCUUUACUCGGAGAUAUUACUAUGUGAUUACGAGCUCUGUGUGAACUGAGUGAGGCACAAAGUGAUGUCCUUGGCACUGAAUUGUCUUGAUCUUUAGAGGACAGAGCUGACCCAAGUGAUGACUCGUAGCUGUGUUCUUCACUAAAAUCCAAGUGUAAGACGGGCAUUUCUGAUUCUCCGAGUGGCUUUGGGAAAUUUGCAUUUUCCAUCUUUUUCCUCCAGAAGGCUCCCAUUUAAAGUUGGCCCUCUUGGUUUUGGAAGCAUGGAGUCAGAGCAAGUGUAGAGUAUGAGAAUACCUUUCUUGUGGCCUUUGUAUUGAAGACCAGCCCCUGGGAUCUUACCGUCCUGUGGGCCCCACUGUGCACUCCCUUUGGGAGCUCUCAUCUUAGUCCUUCUACUCCUGGAAGAGGGAAUUGACUGUUAUAAGAGUUAUGAACAUGACAAAUCAGGAUCUUUGAUUGUAAUUGAAAACAGAGGCCUUGAAUCCAGUUUGCAAAUUCUAAAGUCACAUGGCUCCGUGUGUAUAUUUUUUAAGACCUUCUGCUUCCAUCCAAACCCAAGUCCAUUGAGUAUAGAAGAAUUCAUUUUCUCAGGAGCAUUUUUAAUUAUUAUUUGGGGGUCUUGAGAAAUAUUUGUGUUUCAUUCCUGUACCCCUUCUCCAUUCCUCUUUUUAAGAGGUUUUAGCAGGGAGGUUAUAAAUCACAUUGAGCAGGUGGCAGAAAGAACAGUAGGUUGUCAGGCUGCCAUUGAAUCGUGAUAGAAUAUUUUAGAUUAUAAACCCCUAUACCUAUCCCCACACCAAAGAUUUAAGAUGCAAUAAGGAACUGUUUACAGGCUUUUCAUGAACCCCCUUCUAGACCUGUAAUUGGAAGUAGGUCAUUUAUACUGUAAUUAGUGAAAAGCAACAGUACUUUGGAUGCUCUCUGCUUUAUGAUUAAUGAAUAAAAAUAGUGGUCAUAAGCAAGCUUCAGAGCAGACUUUUGGGAAGGGGAGAGUGAUUAAAGGUGUCAGACCCUUUUUCCAAAAGCUCUUUUAUUUGAAGACAGUUUUCUGUUUUGAGAAUAGCAGAAAUUAACUUCGUCACAAAACCAUUCCUUGGGACAUAAGGGACAUUCUAAAUCUUAAAAAAACACUCAUGAUGAUGGAAGUCAUAAGUGGCUCAUUUAAUUCUGGGGAUCAGGGAAGGGACUUUUCCAAGUCUUUUGUGCCUGAUUUUUAAUAAAGAUCAUAUAUGCCUGCAGUUACACAGGUAUUUAAAGAAUACUCAAUGAAAUUCUAGCCCAGAAGGGCAUCUGCCAAAAUCCUUAAUUUUUGUUUUGUUUUCAACAUAUGAUUAUUCCUAAUAUUUUUGUGCUUUUACCUUUUCUCUUUUUCACUCUUCCAUGUGUGAACAAAAAUAUGUCAAUGUUUUUGUUGUUAAAUUGUGUGUUGUGUUUUAAUUCAGCAGGAGCUAGAAACCUAUCAGAAUUGCUAGACAUUUGGGGAUAUUUUAGCUUAGCAGGGUGACCCUUUUUUCCCCCUUACUAUGUAAUCCGCUAAAAUACAGUGAGCUCUGGAAAGACAGUAACUACAGUGACUUUCAAGCUUAAAAAUAAGUCAAUGUGACUGUUAGAUCAGUGUUCUGAUGGCAGGCAGAGCCCAUGAUGGCCGGCCGUUACCGAUUAUGUUCAGCCUCCAAAGUCCAAAACUUGACUCUGAGAAUUGUGGGCAGAGCUGACUUCCAAGUUCUAUUUACAAUAUUCUGUGGUGAGAAAAGAAGCUGUUUCUGCCUUGUCUCUUUCUGUGUAAGUCGUUAAAAUUUGCAUUUCCUGCUGCUUCCUGGCAGUCUUUGUUAGCUAGGCAGAGGACCACUCUAGAGGCCUGUUUGCUGUUGUACCAAUAUGGAGCACCAGGGGUCAGUCACACCUCCCCCUCUCCCCCUUCUCCCUAGACUUUGUAUUUGAGCUUUUUUUUUAAUAGCUGCCAGUUUAUUAGAAAAGGAAUGGACUAAGAGAUCAAUGAGAGCGGUAAUUCUUCCACCUUGUCCACAAGGUGCUUCUUGAAAGCUGUAUGACUUCAUCUCUAAUAAGUUCAUAUAGCCCUUUGUUUUUUGGAUUUAAGCUUUGGAUUUUGGAUUUAAGCUUACAAGAUGUCAUGUUCACAGAUGUAGCUCUUUAGCCUGGGAGGUUUGUAAAGCUGUUGGAGGAGUUGGUGGCCUUGAUUUCAAGGAGUCUAAAUACCCCAGUGGAGUUUUCCUUCCCUAGCCCCUGUUCUCUACUAUUUGAGCCAUAAAAUGUUCUCUUUUUUAAAAAAUCCAUAUGUACACGUUUAUAUACUUAGACAUGCAUAUAUGAAUAUACAUAUAUAUCUAUUUAAAAUACAUGGGAUUGUCUUUGAUUCCAUAUUAUAUAUAUUAUGUACGAAGUAAUAUAUAAACAGGAUGAGGCAAAAUGUAAUUUAAGCUCCACAUCCUAAUACAAGAGUUGAAACAAAACGUGAGCAGAUUAUUUUAACCGCAGAUGAACUGACUACAUUCUAUCAAUCAGUGAAGUGCCAGCUUUUGCUUCACCACACAUGGAGAAGCAAGCCUUAGGAAGGAAGGCCCAUGUGUCUGGGGUAAGCAAGUUUAUCCCAGGGGAUUGGCCAACAGUUCAGUCUCAUUUUGCUACUCAUAAGCCACCUAGAGGGAGUAUAAACUUAAAUAAUUGAGCUGCUAAGUGGUUUGUACACUUUUGUAGGGCUUAUCUACAGGCAUUUUCGCUGUAGAUGUUUACAUUUCUAUUAGCACUGCUUUUCCUUUUGGCAAUUAUCAUAGGAGACUUGUUUUACUGUAAUACUCCUCGGUUGGCCUGUUCUCUAGUAUCCAUGUUCACCAAGAAGCCCAAUUUCUCCUUUUGAGCAGUUGGGGCGGGAGCCUGAAUCCCACAGGGUAGAGUGAUGACAGUUUUUGCACAAGCUGGAAUUGGAGCAAAAGCAAAUGAAGCAAUUUUAACUGAUAAAAAAGCCAACUUUCUUUUCCCCCUGAGGGUUUAAAAUAUCAGUUGGCUCUCGGCAAACAUUUAGGGUGUAUAUCGAAAUAACGGUGGCAACUUGAUAGGAUUUAUGGUCCAAUUUAUGGAUCUAAAUGGUCAACAGUAAAAAUUGAGAAGGAACUUUGGCUGAUGGCUCAGUGAGUAAAUGAGAGAAAGAAGGAAGUGGUUUGGUUAGGUUUUUGUUUGCUUUUUGUGCCAUGGUUCUACAAAUAACCUAGGUAUUUGCUAGGGAGCAAAAUUUGAGGUAUGCUUUUUUUUUUUUUCCCCUCCCGUAAGGGAAAUUGUCAUUUCUGAGGUACAAACUAAUGCUCAUUUCUAGUUACACUAAAUGCCACCAAGUUGGGGCCCUAACACCCACAUUUCCCAGAAUGUUUCCUUCUAGAAAUUGAAUAUAUGAAAUCAACAUAAUGAGAUAUAGAAGGGACCGAUGGGAAGGUAACCCUAAAUUAUUCAGUCCUUUCUCUUCACAGAAUUGGACUGAACUCCGACCCUCAUAAUUCCGCUAGCUAGACUCAGGGACAACUGCUUUGGCUUGUGGCACAUUUUUAUAUCUUUGAACUUUUUUGGAGAAGUUUAGUAACACCACAGCAUCACAUUUCUACCAAAUUCUCAAGAAUGACCAGACUUAAUAUAGAGUUGGGUAACCGCAAAAUUCCUGUACUAGUAGACGACCAUUGGUCCAGUGGACAACCAGGGUCAUAAUUGGUGCUUAGCUGAGAACAGUUUAGAAGUUAAAAUUGGCAGGUCAUUCUUCAGUGUCUUGAGUUUACAAACGUAGUCAGAGCUUUCCAUUAGUUCAGGACAGCAGCUCAAAAAGGGAUGGACGUGCUUUGAUGAGUAAUUAGCUGUAAUAUUAUUGUAGUGAGCAUCUGAUGAGAUUCACUGAGAAGUUGGCAAACUUUGAAACCUUGAAAGUUACAAUGAUUUUCUGUUAGAAAAGCCUGACUAAAGGCUUGUUUAGCUCAGGGGUUCUCACCUAGCCUGAGAUCAGUGAACUGGUUUUAGGGGAUUUUUAAAAAAUGUAUAUUGUCAUAGUUAUUUCAGUAUUGCUUUUCUUGGCCAUCCUCUAGUUUAUUUUAGGCAUUAAAAAAUAUUGUAAGAAGAUGAUCAUUAGCCCUCACCAGACUUCCAAAGUCUGAUACAAGAAGGCUAAGAACCCUGGUUUAGAUGAAGUACUUCAUUUUACCCAUACCAGGCUGUUGUGGAAUUGAUACAGCAAGGGUUGUUUUUUUGUUUUGUUUUGUUUUAAAGAAAAACCUAAAGUGAAGUUGACCUCAAAAUAUAGAAAAUAAAGCUUUGAAGUCUAGAUCCCUUUUUAAUUUUUUAUUAAAAAAAAAAAAAAAAGGCAAACCAACAGCCAGGGAUGAAAUGCCCUCACCCUUGUAUCAGAUCACUCAUUACAGAAUUAGAAUAUCAUUUUUAGAAGAGGGUAGAGGCUAGCCUUAUAAGCAAGAGGGCCUGGGGUAUACAAGUCAUGUGACAAGUCACUAUAGUCUCUCAGUGCCCAGGGUAGCUUAUAAGACAAGGUCACAGGUGAUUUGGGGAUCUACAACAACUUUUUCCCACCUUAGCAGGGAUAUUUGUCACAAAUGAAAUCACAAGUGUGGCCGUCCCUUUCCCUCCCCCCAAAUAAUCUCUUUACAUAAUAUACUUUUCAAAGCUUUGUUGCAUGAACUAUGAUUUUUAUCAUGAGAUGCAGGGUGGGGGUGGGAGAACAGUUAAGGGGAGAUAAGGGUAAUCAGGUUUUUUCCUUAUAUAAACCUCUCUACCAGCAGAGAAGUGAUUGUUUACAAAACUUUAUAAUUUUCAAUGACUGUCUUGGGCAGAAAAAGGUACACUUACAUUGAAUUUUCCUUACUUUCAGGUUAUUGUUUUUCAAAGUUACUAAUUAGUUUGUCUGAAUCUUUCAUGAAUUAAGACUCCAUUCUCCAAGAUCAUUGGAACCAUCAUCUGACCUUUAGAAGCACUUCCUUUGAAAUGUAAUUCCCAUUCUAUGUUCCCAAGGCUUUUUGUUUUUCAAGUGGCUCUGGUAAUUCUUGUGUUCAAAAUAGUUCAAGAGCAAACAGUGGUUAGUCUUGCCUUUCACUACAACUUUAUGUAAACGUUUGUUUGCAUGUUUUUAGUAUUUUCCACUUCUGUGGGCAGGUUGGGCUAGGAGCAGAUAACCUUGAGGAGAGAUUGCCAUGUUGGACAUCUCUAAUCCUUUUCUCUUCCCCUUUCACAAUUGCCCUUGAAUUUUCCACUUGAGCAUGGAUAGCAAAAGUGAUUAUGCACUUUUUUUUUGAAUCAUUGAAACAGCAUCAGUAUUUUACAAGAACUGGGCUUAUCUGCAAUCUACCCAUGCUUGCCAAUAGCUCAACUCUUCAUCCCAUAAUGGUUUUGAGAAGUCAGAAAAAUUCUCCUGGACAACUUACAGGAAACAAGCUCAGGAACCCUAGAGUCGAUCACUUUGUGCCAUUGACCUUCGGGGCUGGCUGAUCAUGUGCUUUGUCUGUAGCUGAAUUUGGGCUUUGAGUUUGUUUUGUCAAAUACUGAAAUACUUGUCAGCCUGGAGUAGGGAGAACACUUGAUUCUUUUUAAAAAGGAAAAAAAAAAUGAGGACUUUGAGGAAAAUAAAGUUGAUGUGUAAAAAAUUUGAUAUUUAAAGACAAUAAAAUCUUUUAUCAUGAUACUAUUGUUUGCUUAGUUUAUUUUAAACUGAAGUAUAAUUUGUUUAACUCCUUUGCCUUUUUAAGUAGCUGCUCUCUUUGUAUGUGGAGAUUCCAUGUCAUAUAGUCUUUUGAGUUCUGAGAGAAAUGGUAUAGCAUGGGGGAAUGUAAAAAAAAAAUAAAUACAUAUAUUGUAAAAGGAUUGCUGUUAAGUGACAGUGCCUGCACAAUUAGGUGCUUAAUAAAUGUUUAUUGAUUGAUGAAA